Molecule: messenger RNA, 1785 nt
Organism: Symbiodinium sp. CCMP2592
Lineage: Eukaryota; Dinophyceae; Suessiales; Symbiodiniaceae
Source: the annotation of a GenBank genome assembly
AUGGACUUGGUGCAGGGCGCCCAGGACGAAAAAGGCCGCACAGAUGUUUUUGAAUCAGUUGUAAGCAUGAUAUGUGAGGAAGGCUCGCGUGGCUGUCUUCUGUUUUUCAUUCUGGAAAACAGCUCACAUUUGGCUGAUGCCAACCAUGCUGAGUUUCUGAAUGAGAUGCUCUUGAGACUUGAAGUGUCACUGCCAUAUUUUUUGGUAGACACCGUGAAAAAGGAUGCUGCGGAGUUUCUGCCAGUCAAGAGAGGUCGUUUUUUCAUCAGAGGGCUAAGGAGAGACUGCCUGCCAGACCCCAUGCAGGCGUUCCUCCCUGCCCCCCUGUGCUGCACGGAUCUGCUCCCGGCAGUCACACUGGAAGAGAUUUUGGAUCUGAGCUUGGCUGCGACCGAUGUGCAGAGUUUGUGUGCAGGGCACGCUGCUAACCUCACAUUGUACAAGCAGACCAUAUCUCAGUGCAUCGAAGAGCAUCGUGCCCAAGGCAAGCCGCUGCCCUCGAACACGGUUGUUGUGGAGCUCGACCGAAACCCCUUGAGAACUUUCGGCGGGAAGUGGGGUUGGGGCAAGAUCCCAUCACUGAGGACUACGGGGCCACCUUUGUUUCUUCUGAGUUGCGAGGACUUGUCGAGGCCAUGGCAGGUCAUGCGACUGCACAGGUGGCUCAGCAUCGCUGAGCGGUGCAGCGCUCUGGGGCAGCGUGCAAGCCACGCGGCCUUGUUCUCGAGAGACACCCAUGCCCUGCAUGCGAUCGGGAACGCUCUCUCGCCAGUGCAGCUGGCCGCUGUUGCCUCGCCGCUCGUGGAGGCAGCGGUCAACUCUGGCGUGCUCACUGCAGGCAACCGUUGCAAAGCCUGCGCAGUGGAGCUUCUGCCGCACACGAAGCCACCGGGUACAUCAGCAGCUUGUAUCCUUGAAAAGACCCCGAGGCCAAGCGCCACAAAAGGUUCCAAACCAAAGGCUGCAGUUGAAGAGGCAACACAAAAGACUCGAAAACCGAGGGCCAAAAGCAGUGCAAAGCCGAAGGCUUCAACUGAAGAGGCAAGCCCAAAGACCCGAACCCCGAAGGCCAAAACAGCUACAAAGCCAAAGGUUUCAACUGAAGAGGUAACCCCAAAGACUCGCAACCCCAAGGCCAACAGGGUUCGAAAGCCAAGGGCUCCAACUGAAGAGGAAGCUCCAAAGACUCUGCCUCGUGACACCAGCGCAAAGCCAGAGGCUUCAGCUGAAGAGGAAGCCCCAAAGACUCUGCCUCGUGACACCAGCACAAAGCCAGAGGCUUCAGCUGAAGAGGAAGCCCCAAAGACUCUGCCUCGUGACCGUGACACCAGCACAAAGCCGGAGGCUUCAGCUGAAGAGGAAGCCCCAAAGACUCUGCCUCGUGACACCAGCACAAAGCCGGAGGCUUCAGCUGAAGAGGAAGCCCCAAAGACUCUGCCUCAGCUUGAGCGACUGGUUGACGAGCUUUUUUCGGAUGAUGAUCCGGGCAUGGACGUUGAUGAUGCUGCGCCACAGAGUCCACUCGUCCUGAGUGAGAAAGCAACACACCUCUUCGAGUGUUUGGCUAAAGCCAAAGCUUCAUCCAAAAACUGGCUCUCGCCAGCAAGCAAGAGCUCCAAGAACGAAUCUGAGCCAGCACAAAGCUCCGGAAGCAAGGUUGGCGACAGACGGAGGCGUUCUACUAGCUCAGGGCGAGACAUGCCAGAGAAUGCUCAGCGCAAGCUGCGUUUCCCACCUCACUUGAACCUGCCAAAAGAAGCGAUCCACCUCUCGGAUUCCGACUAG